Messenger RNA from Myotis brandtii (Brandt's bat), 3591 nucleotides. RefSeq names its product family with sequence similarity 129, member C (gene NIBAN3). The transcript has 13 exons. Bases 189 to 2222 code for a protein of 677 amino acids. The record is from RefSeq and is a predicted model, not a curated record. NCBI's taxonomy places the organism in Eukaryota, Metazoa, Chordata, Mammalia, Chiroptera, Vespertilionidae.
CACCCCCCAGCACACACAAUGGGAGGGCCAAGCUCUGGCUUUGGACCCCAGACACUGGUCACCAUAGCAUCCAGGAUCCUCACAGGCUGCCCGCUCCCAGAGUGCCCCUGAGCAGAGGAACCUGGGGAGCCAGUGGGUGGAGAGGGGUGUCGGCUUCACUCUAGGGGAUCCCGGGACGCCGCAGCAGGAUGGGCGGGCGACCUUCAAGCCCCCUGGACAAGCGGCAGCAGCAGCACCUGAGGGACCAGGUGGAGGCCCUGCUAAGGAACUUCCUGCCUCAAUACCGCGUACAGCUGGCAGCCUCUGUCCUGCAGCAGAUUUCCCGGGAGCUGGUCCCCCAGGAGCAGGCUGGAUGCCAACUGCUGCACAGCAAAAAGCUCCCCCGAGUCCGUGAGCACCGCGGGCCCCUGACCCAGCUGCGGGGCCACCCACCCCAGUGGCAGCCCAUCUUCUGUGUCCUGCGUGGGAAUGGCCACCUGGAGUGGUUCAGCCACAGGGAGGAAUAUGAAAAUGGGGGCCGUCCUCUGGGCUCCGCGGCCCUGACAGGGUACACAGUCCUGACUUCCCAGCGGGAAUAUCUCCACCUGUUGGACACUCUCUGCCCAGACUCCUCAGGAGACCACACGCAGGAGGAGCCUGACCCCCUCCUGGAAAUGCCCGUGAGCUUUCCCCUGUUCCUGCAGCACCCCUUCCGAAGGCACCUCUGUUUCUCCGCAGCCACAGCGGAGGCGCAGAGCGCGUGGAGGCUGGCCCUGCAGGGUGGCAUCCGGCUCCGUGGCACAGUCCUACAGCGAAGCCAGGCCCCCGCCGCCCGUGCCUUCCUGGAGGCCGUACGGCUCUACCGGCAGCACCGAGGCCACUUUGGCCACGACGACAUGACGCUGGGCUCGGACGCGGAGGUCAGUGCCGUGCAAGGCCUCACCCCAACCCCCAGAAGCCCCCUCGGCCUUCACCGGAGCCCAGGCCCCCUCUCCUGCAGGAGGAGGGCGGGCCGGGGGAAAAGGGGUCCGCCAGGGAUGGAGCGGGUGAGUCUAGGUGUGGAGAGGACAGGAAGCCCUGGCGGUGGCACGUACCCGGGUUGCUCAGUCAGAUGGCGGAGGGGCGCCCACUCGGCUCAGGUACAACGUGAGCCGGGCUGGCAUCCGGACUCGGCCUUCCCGGCAUCGCUUCUGAGCCGACCCCACCGCACUCGAAGCGAAGCCUCGUUUCUCAGGAAAAUGGGGCGGAGCGGGUGCUCAGAGUCUGCGUUCCGCCCACCUCACCCUGCGGAGCCUCGGGUCUCCCAGGACCCCCCUUGCGGAGCACGUGGCGAGGGAGACCCAGGCCAGUGCCUUCCGCCCUCAGCCGAAGUCCAGGGCGCCCUGGAGUGCUGCCUGCGCAGGAGGGUGGACGCACAGCUGCCCCGGGUCACGCAGACUCUGCUGGACAUGGUGGAAGCAGCACUGGCGGCCGUGCAGACCCUCCUAGCCCAGGGCAUGGACCGCCUGGACCGCCACCUGCGUGGGAAUCCCUCGGGCGCCCGGCUGCGGAAAGAGGUUUACGCCUUUGGGGAGAUGCCGUGGGAUCCGGAGCUGAUGCAGGCUUGCUACCGCGAGGCUGAGCGGAGCCGGGGCCGCCUGGAGCAGCUGGUGGUGCCGUUUGGCUUCCUCGGAGCACAAAGUCUGGUGUUUGAGGCCCAGGAUCUCGCACAACAGCUCAUGGCCGACGCCGUGGCCACCUUCCUGCAGCUGGCCGACCAGUGUCUGACCAGGGCCCUGGACUGCCACCAGGCUGCCCAGCAGCUGGAGAAAGUCAGGGGGCGCGUGCUGAAGAAGUUCCAGUCGGACAGUGGCUCAGCGCGGAGGAGGUUCGUCCGCGGGUGGCAGCUCUGCAUCUUUUUGCCCUUUGUGCUGAGCCAGCUGGAGCCGCGCUGCAAAGCGGAGCUGCUUGAGUUGGAAGGGGACAUUCUUGCUGUGGGCAGCCCUGCCCUGACCGUCGAGGGCAUCUAUGAGGAUGUCAUCCGGGGGGUCCUGCGGCAGAGGAUCGAUGGAGAGCUGAAAAAGGCCCUCGGUGCCAGCGACGCAUCCUGUACUCUGGACAGCUGCUCGGAGGACCCGUGGGACCAGGCGGGAGCAGAUGAGGAAACUGAGGCUCAGAGAGGGACUUGCCCCAAGCAGCCAGGCUCCCGCACUGAGGUCCAGCCGCUCUGCCCGCUGCUGCCUCCGAGGACGUUCCGGAGCUGAUCUGCCCGCAGCCAUCUUCACGCCAGCAGAGAAAUGUCUCCCAGUGGGACUUCCGGGUCAGACGAACCAAGCCAAGGCUCUCACAACCAGCUCACCUCCGCCUCACUCCUCUUCUGAAGGGCCGCGCCUUCUCACAUCUCCACCAGCAGAAUUUGUGCAUGUUCUCCAGAUCCUUUCCAAAUAUUAGGAAUUUUCAUUAAAGAAAAAAAAAGUCAACUUGAUGGGCACACGCAUUUCAUUUUUUAAUUUUGAAUUUCUCUGAUGACUAAAAUGAAUCUAAAAAUGUUUAUUGGCCAUUUAGAUGUUUGUGGGUUAACAUUGAAUUGUCUGUUCAUGGAUUUCCUUACUCCCCCCCACCCCCAGGAGAUUUUAUCUUUUUCAUAUGCAUCCUUGGUAACUCUGUAUAUAUUAAUGGUAUUAACACUUUGUAUCUAGAUUACAGAUAUUUUUUUCUCAGCUUGCUGUGGGCCUUUUGGGUUUGCUUACAUGGUUCCCAAAUUUAACUCGGUAACAAGUUUCUCAGCUGAGAGAACUUAGACGGACUUCCCUCUGUUGCCAGAAAAGUCAUCUGUGCACUUGAGCUUGGCAGCUUCCCCACAUCACAAGCCUUCCAGCUGCUUCCGGAGCCGGUUCCUGAGGGACUUCCCCAAUGUUCUUCUCCUUUCAGCUUUCAGGGGGGCCUGCCCAGCCCACAGCGAUGGUUUCCUCCCAUUCUGUCCUGGAGAUUUGAGCCUUCCCCAAAGGAAUAAGAUUUCCCUCUCGUUUCCGGAUUUCCCCCUCCACCACCAUCUUCUGAGAUGCAUUUGUGCUUCACAGCCCCGCCCGUCCAGCUGGCUGCUUUUUACCCAGGAUGUCGACGUUAUUCUGGGAAAAUCGCAGCAACAAGAAUUUGUCACCCUGCCCACUUGGAGAAAACCGCUGUGUGCCCCGGGGUCUAAAUCCUUCCAGUCUUUUCUCCGUGUGUCAGAACCGGAGACACUUGUCACCCUGUUGUUCUUGCUUAAUAUGAAAGACCUUUUGUUGCCAGUCCCCUUUCCUCCACUCAGAGUCAAACCAGUAACCAGAAAAGGCUGGGCUGCGUUUCUAAAAGAUUCAGCCCCAAACUUAACCUGUGCAGACAAUUACUGUAAAAAAAAUAAAUCAGAAAACAGGCGCAAAGUAGAGAAAAGUAAUUAGAGGAAGGGCAUGGACAAGGGGAAGAGCCUGGAGAGAAGGAGGGGCGAGUGUCACCUGACUCCAUAGACGUGCUGGGAGGUUUGGGGCUCCCACCACAAGCUCCCAUCUUGCAUGCCAACCAGGACACACAACCCCGUCCCUGAAUUUUACCUAGCAACCUUAACCCUCUGCCAUGCACAUUAAUAAAUAUACA